This is a messenger RNA of Scutellospora calospora, 465 nucleotides long. The record is from the annotation of a GenBank genome assembly. Lineage: Eukaryota; Fungi; Glomeromycota; Glomeromycetes; Diversisporales; Gigasporaceae.
AUGCCUAAACUUAAAAACACUAGAAAGUUACAAAAAAAAAGAGCUGAGAUAGCUCGCUUUGCACGUACAAAUUAUUCACUUAUUGAUCUUAAUUCAAGUAGCGAAAAUUCAAGUGAAAGUUCAGAUGACGAUUUAGAUAACUAUGGAGAAAAUUCAAUCAUCGAGCAACUUCUUGCAGCCUCACAAAUGAGUUUUGAAAAAAAAAAGCGACCUGCUGUCUAUAUCGGAAAUUCUAAACGUACGAGACAAAGAAAAAAUAAAGCAUUCAGAGAAGCUGCAAAAGGAAGCUUAAAACUUUCUCACUAUUUCAAUAAUACUCAACUGUCAGCUGCUAAUAAUAAUGAAAAUACCGAGAACCUUCAAGAUCAAGAGAAUCAGGUUCAAGAAUUAAAUGAAAGACUGUGGAACGAUGAACUGAGAGAUAAAUUGAGCGAAGAAUUAGGCGAGGAAUUGAGCGAGGAAUGA